Messenger RNA from Penicillium mononematosum, 222 nucleotides. RefSeq lists its product as uncharacterized. Lineage: Eukaryota; Fungi; Ascomycota; Eurotiomycetes; Eurotiales; Aspergillaceae. The coding region runs from base 1 to 222 and encodes 73 amino acids. The record is from RefSeq and is a predicted model, not a curated record. The transcript has a single exon.
AUGGCAUCCAUGGCAACAGACACUAAGACGCGAAUCUUUGAGACGGAUCUAAACAAAGAAACCCGAGUCGACAAGCGAAUCCAACGCCUGUUCCCAAUCGGAAACGGCUGGGGAAGAAACCUGUCAAUGAUCUCCCAAGCAUACGGGGCCCAGGCCCGUGUACCUUUGAACAAAGAGAAAAGAGAACCCAUCAUAUGCAACUCCCAGCCCAUCGCGGCUUAA